GCGUAAGUAAGUGGGAACACUGCAGCUCUUGACGUGUUUGGCUCAUGCUGGAUUUCCCAUGGAACGGGCAAAUAAUUAAAAGAAAAAAAGCUGUAUUUUUUUUCCUCAGGCUGUUCUUAAACUUUCACAAACCCAAAUGCCUGGUACUGGCUGAAGAUCCACUUCACUGCUGUGCUGUCUUGUUUCACCAGCGUACUGUUAACAAACAGACAUUAUCUUUUUGAUAGAAAAAUGUCCAGGUCUUUGUUUUGCGUACCCAGCUCCCAAAAACCAUUAGCCAGUUGUGCUGGCUGUCCAUCCGUUAUGGAAGAGAUUCCAACCGUCUGAGCUUAAAUAUCCUCUGUCCUCCAACCAAAUACAACUCUCAUCCAAAUCUGAUGGCAGAAAAAAAUAUAAAGGCAACAAAGCAACCUGCUUGUACGGCCUUCAACAGCAGGAGGCUUUGGCCCAAGACACGAACUGGUGAGCACGACAGCAAAACGAAGCCAAAACGCAGCCAAAAAAGCAGAAUAGUGUAGACAGCCCCUUUUUGUGUCACCUCUAAAUUAAUUUUGCGUGUGAAGACAGGAUCAAUGGGUCAGUGGAAGUGCUCUGGGUGUGUAGUUCAGCAUGUAACGUGUUCAGGAGCAUGUGGCUGUGCAUCUGUGACCUAUAUUUGGGUAUACGGUCUAUAAAAAGCCUCGAUACAACCAGCCUGUGGCAGGAGUCAGAUCCCCGGUCCCUGUUGCUGCCGCCUGCUUCGGGAGGGAGGAUCAAACCCGCUCCGGCUUUUAUUUCUUCUCUUCACGUCCUGUGGUGGGAUGGCUAAAGCCAGCAUCUCUCUGCGCUCCCUGAAGGAGACGUUGAACAGGGUAGAAACCAAGCUGCAGACCGUGGAGGCUCAGUUCGGUGACCUGGACUCCAGCUUGCAGGAGCUGGCGCAGAAGUUUGAGCUGCUGGAGAAGGAGCUGGGCCAGGACACGUCGUGGACACGGGUGCUGGGGGAGAGUCCCAGCUUAAGCAAACAAAAGAACAAGGAAGAACCUCCUCUGAUGUGCAGGAAAGUUUUAUUUCACCUUCAGAACGUGGAGCCGAGUCUGUAACAGAAGCAGCUUUUGAAGGACACGCAUAUACUGAGAAACUGGCUGAAUGGAAGGUUAAAUCUGAGUUGACUUAUACUGAACUGGCUGAAUGGAAUGUUAAGGUACUGAUGCUCUGCUAGUUUUGUUCCUCUGCUUCGAGUCGCUAUGUCGAAGAAAUCGGAGGCUCCUCUUUCCUUGUCCGACUGCCUCUGCCAGAUUUGCAUGGAGAUCUUUGUGGAGCCCGUGACGCUGCCGUGCAGCCAUACCCUCUGCAACUCCUGUUUCCAGCUGACCGUGGAAAAGGCCAGUCUUUGCUGCCCUUUUUGUCGGCGCCGAGUCUCCUCCUGGGCGCGAUAUAACGCCCGCAGAAACACCCUCGUCAACUGGGAGCUCUGGGAAAAGAUUCAGAAGGAUUACCCGAAGGAGUGUGAGCGGAGAAUUAAUGGACAGGAUCUGGAGGAGGAAAUCUGUGUCCCCCGCCCGCAACACCAGCUGAGCAAGCCUGGGGAGCUGAGGCAGGAAUAUGAAGCAGAGAUUAGCAAGGUGGAGGCAGAAAGGAGAGCGCACGAACAAGAGGAGAACAAGGCGAGCGAGGAAUAUAUUCAGCAGCUCCUCGCAGAAGAGGAGGAGGAGCACAAGCUGGCUGAAGAGAGACGGAGGGAGAUGGAGAAACAGCUGAAGCAAGAUGAAGAGUUGGCCUGGCAGCUGAGUAACAGUCUGAACGAGGAUUCCAAAGGGCACGUGCUCAGCAGUCCUUCGCCAUCCCAAACAUCCCCAGCUAGUUUGUGCAAGAUGAAGAACAAAUCGAGCAACUCUGGAGACAUUCAGAAGUAUCUGUCUCCAAAGCUUCAUCAUCCAUUGGGACCAGCAUCAUUCUCCAGAAGAACAGAAAGAGGCAGGAGUGACUCUGGCUCUGUGGAUAUCGGCAGCAGUGAAGGCAACAGUUCCACGUGGCAAGAUGGGCAAGAGGAAAUGCCAACGCUGUCUCCGCAGCUGAGUGGUGUGACCAAAGAUUCCAGUGCUAAGGAUUCAUUUUUGGAAUCGUGCAUGAGCUAUUUCAGUGCCUCAGCUUCAGAGGAAACCACCGCCCUCGAGCAGGACGAAACACCAGGGCCGAAUGGUUUAGGAGACGAACUUCCAGAUGAGCUUCACGGGAUCACAAAAGGGGAAGGAUGUAGAACAGUUCUUGGUAGAUCCAAAGGAGAAGAGGAUGGAAUUGAGUCAGACGGUGGCAAUUUAACAUGUGUAGAAAGCAUAAACCGUCAAAACUCUGCCAAAACUCAUACCUGUAUUGAGUCAGCACCAAAUUCUGACAGCAAAAGUGUAAUAUGUGAUCUGAUGAGUGUGGCCGGAUACUCAGGUGAAGAGGAACCGGAGAGACUGCAGAACACUAAAGAGACACCAAAAAGAAAGUCUCCAGAGCCAGCAGCUGACGCAAGGGUUGACUUGUGCAUGCUUGAUAAGAGGAGAAGAACUUUUUCGGAAAGCUUAGAGGACCAAGGGUGGCAGAUCAAUGAUUUUAACUUGCAAAUGCAGAAAGCGUUUGAGCAGGAGUUCUAUGAAAGGCGGAUGCAGGAGGAGCAGGACAGGCUACUGGCUGUGGAGCUCCAAAAACAGAUCAACAAGGAGGAAAGGACACUAAACCGCCAAAAGGGCUCUCCGGAUCAGUACCUUCUGCGCACCAAAUCUCCCCAGUCUAUGAAAGACUCUCCUGCUAGGAAGGGAAGUUCUAAGAUGGCAAAAGAUUCAAAGGUACCAAAAAAACAGGCUGAAACAAAUCACCGCAAGACUCGGAAAGGGUCUUGCAAUGAAAACUGGCAGACCCCUACCCGAGUCCCCGUGAAAUCACCCAGCAUCAAGGCAGGAAAGGUGUUGAAUUGCGUGGUUAAUACCAGUGAUGCGAAUGAUAUUUGUUCGCUGCCCAAGAAUAAGCAAAAGACGAUCAUGCAGAUGUUUAAAAGCUCAGUUUCAGAGUAAGUCAACAGAACCACAGGCAGGUAGGGGGUGAGAAUGAAAACCGUGGUAGCGCUUUCUCCUGUGUUAGGCAAAGCUCCCUGGAAACAGGUUUUAAGUUGUUGGUUUUGAGGGAAAUUCCUUUGAGUCUCAAAGUUGUGUAUUCUGAGAAGUUUUAAUAAUGUAUGCGCCCAGACUGAAAAACUGGAAAUGCUCUUCUCUUGACUCCAGUUUAUUUUCUAGCACUUGCAUUUACGUCGUUUUGCCUGUGAAUACUGUAAGGGUUUAAAACAAAAAAUAACUGAUGGGCUUAGAAUGAGAAUUCAGAGCCUGUGACAGGAAGGAUGCGCAUUCCACGGAGGAAACAAGCAGAAAAUUGCGUCUGUAUUUCCAUCUGUCUGGCAACUGCAAGAUUGAAGCUUCACUCUGUGCAGCCGCUGUUGUGUUCAAAGGCAGCGUGUGCCUGGAAUUCAGGGGAUUUGUUGAAUUGCCUUGUUCGCACGACAGUUAACAAGAGUAUAACUGGGUGAGCGGCCUCGCAGACACACUUUCCAUCUCAUGUACUAAGCGCUUUUUUAGACAGAAAGUGGGAAAAAGAGGUUGUUCUACGGCCAAAGCCAAGGAUCUUUCACAGAUGCCAGCAGAAGAGGUUGUGGGGUGUGUGUCUCUGUUCACAGAGCUCGCUUCUGCACAUCUGACUCUCCCCAUCGUUAGGAAGAAGAUACUUUUGUUUUCUCAGUGUUCUGCAACUUUAUUCUUGUACGGUGAUACUACUUCUAUUUAGUGCUAUUUAAUUUUCCUACUCAAAUCGCUUCGAGUCUGAUUGAAACCAUAUAAAAUUUAGGAAGUAGUUCCCCGGAUGACAGUUCUGAUGGAGAAAGUGAAACCAAAAGAGGGAAAAGUGACUGAAAACUGGAGUUGUCAGUAAUGACAUAACUGUAAUUAAAGAUUCGUGUACCUGCCCUGCCUGGCUGUGACUGUCUGCCCCUAUUUUUAGAGGGACUACCAAAUACUGCCUUCCUGUUGGGUUUAAAGUUAACAUUAUUCAAAAUAAUUAUAAUUUAGAUGUGGGGAAGCUGAUGCUGGUGAAGAGUUUCCCAGCUGCUGCUCACCGGAGGGAAUGUUCUCACAGGAUUGUUUUAUCUGUUGCUAUUAUGAAACCGUUUUUUGGCCUUUCUUUAUGCUGCGUUUUGUUUUCCUUUGCCUGCUUGUCUCUAUUAAUGCCAGGUUUCUCAUAAAUAAAUGAACUGUUUGAGAAAAUUCCAACAGGUGACCAGGUGCAAAUCAUCCACUUUUCCUCUUGCCACCUCAACCAUUGCGCUGGAAGCCUUGCUUGGAUAUCCAUCUGUUUAAUCCGUACCUUUGUUCGGGUUGUCUUCUGCUUUGCUCAGGCAGUUCAGUGUAAUCCUUCAUUAAUUAAAGUGUUCUUUAAGGCAGA
This is a messenger RNA of Columba livia (rock pigeon), 4452 nucleotides long. It is a transcript of the gene RNF168, whose product is annotated as ring finger protein 168. Bases 1227 to 3038 code for a protein of 603 amino acids. Lineage: Eukaryota; Metazoa; Chordata; Aves; Columbiformes; Columbidae. Gene Ontology annotation, molecular function: metal ion binding; ubiquitin-protein transferase activity; nucleosome binding. The transcript is spliced from 9 exons. Gene Ontology annotation, cellular component: nucleus; site of double-strand break. Gene Ontology annotation, biological process: protein ubiquitination; double-strand break repair. The record is from RefSeq and is a predicted model, not a curated record.